CUCUCCCAGCUGGGCGGUGGGUGCGAGCUGGCCAUGAUGUGUGACAUCAUCUAUGCUGGGGACAAGGCACAGUUUGGGCAACCUGAAAUCCUGCUGGGGACCAUCCCAGGGGACCGGAUUUCUGCGGCGGAGGCGAAGGAGGCAGGUCUGGUCAGCAAGGUCUUCCCUGCGGAGAAGCUGCUGGACGCGGCCAUUGCCUGUGCCGAGAAGAUUGCCAGCAACUCCAAGCUGGUGGCUGCCAUGGCGAAGGAGUCGGUCAACGCUGCCUCACCCCUCCGCUUCUCGCAGGCCGACCGCAAGGAGGGGAUGACGGCAUUUGUGGAGAAGCGCAAGGCAGGCUUCACCGACAGCUGA
Molecule: messenger RNA, 354 nt
Organism: Eurypyga helias (sunbittern)
Lineage: Eukaryota; Metazoa; Chordata; Aves; Eurypygiformes; Eurypygidae
Gene: ECHS1
Product: enoyl CoA hydratase, short chain, 1, mitochondrial
Exons: 4
Biological process (GO): fatty acid beta-oxidation
Cellular component (GO): mitochondrion
Molecular function (GO): enoyl-CoA hydratase activity
Source: RefSeq, a predicted model, not a curated record